AUGGAACCGUUAUCGACAUCCGGGCUAUCUCAGGUGUUAUGUGGUGGUUCUAGGCUAUUGAAGGUAUUAGAUUUGGAAGGGACGGAUUUAGAGGAAAUCCCAAAAGAAGUUUUCAAGUUAUUUCAUCUCAGGACAUUAAACCUCAAACGCACAAGAUUGAAGGUUAUACCAAGGUCCAUUGGGUGUUUGAGAAAUCUAGAAUAUCUGGAUGUGUCUUAUACAAAUGUGAGUGCAUUACCAAAAGAAUUGCUCAAGGUAAAGGGACUUAUCCAUCUAAAUGUGUUUCAAUGUAAUGAGAGCACGAGAUUCGUCAUCAAGGGAUUCCAAGGUCAACAUAAUAUCUCAAAGCUUUCUUCUCUGGAAUGGUUGUUUUGCAUAGAAGCAAAUGAAACCAUGAUCAAAGAGAUAGGAAAACUCAAGAACUUGAAGAUCCUUGCCAUUACGAUUCUAAGAAGAGAAGAUGAGAAACACUUUUGCUUUUCUAUUGGAAAUCUCACCAAACUAAGGGGAUUGGUACCCAAAUUAGUCUCUUGUUUAAAAGGUCUGAUGUCGGUAGCAUUGGUUUCGAGCAAGUUGAUUAAUGAUCCACUUGAAUCUCUUCAAUACUUGCCGAAUUUGCGAGCACUUAUGUUGGAGCAAGCUUAUGAAGGAGAGAGUUUGUGGUUUAAAUCUGGGUGUUUUCUGGAACUCGAUAAUCUGACCCUUGUCAAGCUACACAAUUUGAAAAUCUUGAGAAUGGAGGAAGGUGGAAUGCCUAAUCUUCGGAUGCUAGCUAUCAUAUCCCUUCAAUCAUUACAGGAAUUCCCUUGGGGUGUUCAACACUUGAUCAAACUCCAAUAUCUGUAUUUGGAAUUGAUGAGUGAUGAAGUGAUUGUUCAACUGCGGAAUCAAUAUGAAGAAAGUGAAGAUUAUCAAAAAAUAAGUCACAUUCUUCAAAUUUUGAUUUGGGAUCACCAAGAUGGAUGGUUAUUGAAGGUGUUAAAUUUGGAAGGUACGGAUUUAGAGGAAAUCCCAAAAGAAGUUUUCAAGUUAUUUCAUCUCAGGACUUUAAAUCUCAAAUGCACAAGGGUGAAGAUUGUACCAAGAUCCAUAGGGUCUCUGAAAAAUCUAGAAUUUCUGGAUCUGUCGUACACCAAUGUGAGUCCAAAUAAUAUCUCUAAGCUUUCUUCUCUGGAGUGGUUGUUAUGCAUGGAAGUGAACGAAACACAGAUCAAAGAGAUAGGAAAGCUGAAGAAACUGAAGACACUAGUCAUGACGAUUCUAAGAAGGGGAGACGAGAAACACCUUUUCGUGUCUCUUGGAAAGCUCACUAAUCUAAGGGAGCUUUUUCUUCAAGCAGAAUUCCCUUUGGGAGUUCAACAUUUGACCAAACUCCAACAUUUGUAUUUGGAGUUGAUGAGUGAUAAAGUGACCGUUGAACUGCAGAAUCAAGAUGAAGAAAGCGGAAACUAUCAAAAAAUAAGUCACAUCCUUCAAAUUUUAAUUUGGGGUCACAAAGAGGGCAUCCACAGUAUUGGAAUACGAGGAAACAAGGCACCAACAUCACUGGAGAUCGUAUGCCGCAUCAUGAAUUGCGUUCAGCAGCCAUCUAUCUACAAACUGCAGCAACAGCAAUCUGCAAAAUCUUUCACAGAAGCCAUGGAUUAUGGCAUAGAUGACAGAUCAACCAAAAGGGGUGUCGCAUCACUUGCUGGUUCAAGCAGUUCACCCUUAUGGAGCUCGAAUACUGCCCCACCGUCCGACCUGCUGCUUCGCAACUAA
Oldenlandia corymbosa var. corymbosa is the source of this 1761-nucleotide messenger RNA. NCBI's taxonomy places the organism in Eukaryota, Viridiplantae, Streptophyta, Magnoliopsida, Gentianales, Rubiaceae. The record is from the annotation of a GenBank genome assembly.